This is a messenger RNA of Lycium barbarum (goji berry), 555 nucleotides long. RefSeq lists its product as uncharacterized. The transcript has a single exon. Bases 1 to 555 code for a protein of 184 amino acids. The record is from RefSeq and is a predicted model, not a curated record. NCBI's taxonomy places the organism in Eukaryota, Viridiplantae, Streptophyta, Magnoliopsida, Solanales, Solanaceae.
AUGGAAGGUGAGAGUGUUUUCUCAUCAAUUGCUCCACCUGUUUUUGAUGGCGAAAACUAUCAGGUUUGGGCAGUCAGGAUGGAAGCCUACACGGAUGCAUGUGAUCUCUGGGAGGCAGUAGAGGAGGAUUAUGAAGUUCCUCCUUUACCAGGUAAUCCUACCAUGGCUCAGAUCAAAACUCACAAGGAGAAGAAGACCAGGAAGUCGAAGGCGAAGGCAUAUCUCUAUGCUGCAGUAUCUCCUACUAUUUUUUUCAGAAUCACGACUCUUAGAUCGGCUAAGGAAAUAUGGGAUUUUCUGAAAAAAGAAUAUCACGGGGAUGAAAGAAUUCGAGGCAUGAUGGUCUUAAAACUGGUGAGGGAAUUUGAAAUGCAAAAAAUGAAGGAAUCUGAGACAAUUAAAGAGUAUUCAGAUAGACUUAUCAAUCUGGCUAAUAAGGUAAAGUUACUUGGUGCCGAACUUUCUGAUAUAUGGAUUGUGCAGAAAAUCCUUGUUACUUUACCUGAAAAGUUUGAAGCAGCAAUUGCUUCACUGGAAAAUACAAAAGAUCUGUAA